AUGAAUUCAGCAGCUCGAAGAAGCGGUGGAGGCCUCUUCGAAGGCAUUUACAGGGUCAUCAUGCGCCGCAACUCCGUCUACGUCACCUUUGUCAUCGCCGGCGCUUUCCUUGGCGAGCGGGCUGUAGAUUAUGGAGUUCAUAAGCUGUGGGAGUACAACAAUGUUGGGUUUGGAAAUAAUAUAAACGAUAUGAAGACAUUUCAGUUUUGGGGCAAAGGCCGUCGGAAGAAUGAGAUCAUCAACGCUUCUCUUCGGUGCGACGGUAAAGGCAGAAUGAAAAUCAGAUAUGGUGGGGAAGCUCCCAUAUACACUAAUCCUGACAUGUUCACACUUGAAGUACACCAUGGGGGCUACUUUGUUGAUGGUUUAUAUUUGGGAGGUAUUGUACAAUGGGUUGAUAGGCAAGAUGCAGAUGAGAUUUCAAUGCUUGAGUUAUUUGAACUGGUUAAACACAUUGGUGAAAAUGAUGAACAUUAUGAAGACGAACACACUGCUCCUGGAUAUGAUGGUGAUGAAGAAAAUGGGCAACAUGAGUUCGUGGAUGCUGAGAUAAAUGAAGAAUUUGGUGAGGCAGAGGAAAAAGUUGAGGUAGAAAGUGAUAAAGCUGAGCAAGGUGGGGAGGAUGAGGAAGAAGAUGAUGAUUUCAUAGAUAGUGAGUUUGAGCAAAGUGAUGAAGAGGACAACAUGAAUUUUCAUAGGUAUGUUGUAACUGAAGAGCAAGAUGAUGGACAUAAAGAACUAAGUGAGAGUGACACUGAUGGUUAUAAUACAUUAGACUUAGAGAGUUUGCAUGAAGAUAGUGGAGAUGAAGAUGGGAAGAAGAGAGGUUUGAGGCAGCCAAGGUUCAAGCAGUACAAUAAACAGCAUGACCUUUUAGAUCCAAAAUUCCACUUGGGUUUGGAGUUUCCUAAUAUGCAGGAAUGUAGAGAGGCCAUAAAGUACUAUGCAUGCAGGUGUGCUAGAAGAAUAAGGUUUGUGAAGAAUGACCCUAAUAGGGUGAGGCUGGUAUGUGAUGGUAAUAAGGAGGGUAAUAAGGCAAAGAGGCCUACUAAGGGUGAAAAAGCAAAGAGGCAUGCUAAGGGUGAUAAGGCAAAGCGUCAUAGUAAAAGUGAUAAUAGUCAGAGGCAUGGUAAAGGUGAAGAAGGUCAAGAGGGUGAAAUUGAAUAUGAAGAUAAACUUGAAGACUGUCCUUGGUUUGAUGAGGAUCUCAGAACCAAUCCUAACAUGUCAGUUGCUGAGUUCAUGACAUUGGUGAGGAAACAUUACAGUAUAGAUGUUACUAGGGACCAAUGCUACAAGGCAAAGAAUUUGGCAAAAGAGAGGAUUCAAGGAAGCAUUGAAGAACAAUAUUCAAAGUUAUGA
Molecule: messenger RNA, 1362 nt
Organism: Prunus armeniaca (apricot)
Lineage: Eukaryota; Viridiplantae; Streptophyta; Magnoliopsida; Rosales; Rosaceae
Source: the annotation of a GenBank genome assembly